Messenger RNA from Chlamydomonas reinhardtii, 2068 nucleotides. RefSeq lists its product as uncharacterized. The record is from RefSeq and is a predicted model, not a curated record. The transcript has 6 exons. NCBI's taxonomy places the organism in Eukaryota, Viridiplantae, Chlorophyta, Chlorophyceae, Chlamydomonadales, Chlamydomonadaceae. Gene Ontology annotation, molecular function: acyltransferase activity, transferring groups other than amino-acyl groups. The coding region runs from base 57 to 1877 and encodes 606 amino acids.
GUAACAUUUAGCUCAAGGGCCAAUUGUGACGUUUUGCGAAGGACCGCAAUUCCGAAAUGCCCGCCAGCGCCUCAGGCGGCUCAGCUCCCUGCACGCAGCAGCAGGCUCCAUCGCCGAGCCUCGCGAGUCCCGGGUGCUUCCGUUUUGCCCUCACUGACGGCGCGCGCCGCGACGCGGCGCGCUGGGCUGCCGCUGGGCCAGGCACCUCCAGCGCCUCCGCCGCUGACCUCCACGCUUGCAGGGCCGCAGGUUCCGCCAACACGGUCGCUAUUAGCGACUGGGGCCUUCGCCUGCUAGCGUUUGGAGGGUCCUCCGUGUUCCGGGGAGCGCCCCUGCUUGCGUCUAUUAGCCUAACGACAGCAGCAGGAGCAGGAGCGGGAGCGGGAGGUGCAGGACAGGCUGCUGCGCCGGCGCCGGUGGCGGCGGGCGCCGCAGCCGGCUCCGCCGCAGGCUGGGCAGCACGUGCCACCAGCGGGGCCACAUCCUCCCCCUCCUCUUCCUCCUCCUCCUCGACCCUCCGGUCCGCUCAGCCGCUCUUCUCGCUCGCAGACGCUACAGCCAACGGCGGCAGCAGGCGCGGGGGGCGGCAGCAGCAGCAGCUACAGCAGCCGGCGGCGGCGGCAGGCGCGGAUGCUGACCUAGACAUAGCGGGCGCAGAAGCGCUGCUUAAAGAAAUGCUGGGCCAAGGAGGAGCAAUGGGCGGCAGUAGCAGUGGCAGUAGCAGCAAAGGCAGGGAGGCGCUGCCGUCGGCUUCCAGGGCAGUGCGGUGGGCAGCGGACGCGGCGGCGGCGGAGGGCGCGGGCGGCGGCUUUAUGGACGGGGGCGAUGAAGAGGAUGACCAGGAGGCGGCGGCGGAGGCGGAGCGGGCGCUUGCGAGGGUGCAGUGCGGCUUCUGCGGCCGGAGCCUGGGCCGCCGCGGCGCGCGCUCCUCGCUGCUGUGCGACUGCUGCCACCGGCCCUUCCACGCCGACUGCUGCCGCUACCGGGGCGUGACCACUCGCCGGAGCCAGCCGCAGGCCGAGGGGCAGGGCGGCGGCGGCGGCCGCGGCGUAGAUGCGGGCAGCUGGUUCCACUCUCCGGACUGCGCCGCCGUCAGUACGCAGUGGUCAGGCCGCGCCGCCGCGGGGCCGCAGCCCGCCGCCGCCAGCCGCACCUGGCUGCUACUGCCGACGCAGCUGCGCGGCGGCAGUAGCAGCCAGGCGGAGGCGCGGGACGGGCUGCAGCAGGCGGCGGGAGUCCUGGCUGGGGAGUACGGGCCGCGUGUGGUGGAUGCCGUGCUGGACAGCGACUGGGCGGUGCUGCUGCGUGACCCGCGGGGCACCGCCGUGUCCGCCGCCACCCUGGAUGUGUACGGCAGGGAGGUGGUGGUGAUGGAUCUGGUGGCUACGGCGGAGCAGGCGCGGGGGCAGGGACACACCAGGGCGCUGCUGGACGCCGUGGCCGACUGGUUGACUGAAGCAGACAUCCGGCAGUGGGUUGUGGCACUGCCCACACCCGCAUCCGCAUCGCCACUGGCGGCGCUGGGUGGCGAUGGCGGCGCAGACGAGGACGAGGCGGCGGCGGCGCGGCGGCUGCAGAGGCAGUACUCCGCACGGGGCUUUCGGAAGCUGCCUCGCUGGCAGCAGCGGGAUUGGGCCAGGCAGCUGCCGGGCUUUCCGGAGCGGCAGGGCGGCGUGGAGGGAAGCCUGCUGAUGGUGCGGCCGCUGCCUGCAGCGAAGGGGCAGAGGAGGAGCGGGGAGAGGGAGGGAGGGGAGGAGGAGGCGGGCGGGAGGGGGCGCGGCGGUGCGGUGGUGGGGCUGGUGCGGGGCGUGGCGGGCGGCGUGGGCGGUGCGGUGCGGGGGCUGUGGGGCUACGUGACGUUGGGCGGUCGGCAGUAGGCAGUAGGCAGUGGCGGCCGUGAGGUGGACGUGUCAGUCUGGAGGCGCAGAAGGGGAGGUGGAGGGGCAGGCAGGGAUUGUGAUGUGGAGGGCGCGGUGGUGGCAGGUGGAGGUGCAGAGGCUAGUGAACCCUGGGCCAGCUCAGGAUGUCCUGCUCCUUUCCCUGUUCGGCUAUGUAAACCUACAGAGUA